Molecule: messenger RNA, 3450 nt
Organism: Salarias fasciatus (jewelled blenny)
Lineage: Eukaryota; Metazoa; Chordata; Actinopteri; Blenniiformes; Blenniidae
Gene: pdlim4
Product: PDZ and LIM domain 4
Exons: 7
Coding region: 217-1392 (391 amino acids)
Biological process (GO): muscle structure development; actin cytoskeleton organization; heart development
Cellular component (GO): adherens junction; filamentous actin; stress fiber
Molecular function (GO): actin binding; muscle alpha-actinin binding
Source: RefSeq, a predicted model, not a curated record
UUUCAGCGCCGGGACCGCGUUGCCCAGCAGAUGCGCGCACUGGGAGCGUGUCUUUAAAACCCGAGUUUUGGCCAAACGGAGGAGCGCGGCGGACCUAUCUCUCUCUCUCCCUCUCACUCGCUCUCUCUCUCUCGCUCUCUCUCUCUCUCGUCCCCCCCUCCACCCCCCACUCAGCCGGCCUGUCACCCGCCUGUUCGUCCCUCCAUCGCGGCUCAGAUGGCGAACCUGCCCCGCACCGUGACGCUGAAGGGACCCUCUCCGUGGGGGUUCCGCCUGGUGGGAGGACGGGACUUCAGCACGCCGUUAACCGUCUCCAGGGUAACGCCUGGCAGCAAGGCGGCCCAGGGUGACCUCUGCCCGGGAGACACCAUCCUGGCCAUCAACGGAGACAGCACGGAAGUCAUGACGCACAUGGAGGCUCAGAACCGGAUCAAAACCUGCACUCAGCAGCUCACGCUCAGCGUCUGCAGAUCGGGUUCAGGAGACAGAGUGUGGUCGCCCACAGUUAGCGAAGAUGGCAAGACAAGCCCCUACAUGGAGCCUGAGUCACAGAAUUUUCGUCCCAUCACCAGCGGAUAUGGCGGUUACAGCCGUAAACCGUCAUACACCACUGAAUCGCCUUCCCCUCAGGCUCUGCAGUCCCCCCAGCCUCUGCAGUCCCCCCAGCCUCUGAAGCCCACUCAGGCCCCACAGCCCACUCAGGCCCCACAGCCCACUCAUCUGAAUAACGGACACUCCAGACCCAACAACGGCCACAGCUACGGAUAUGGGAAUGGCACUGGGCACGCUCAGUACAACAACCCAGCGGGACUGUACGCUCACAACGGCAGCAACGGAGACAGAGCUCUGCCAAGCAAGAUGGGAGGCCUCAGCAUCAGCGCCACACACAGCCCGGAGCCUCCUCCUCAGUCCCCUGUGAACCGCAACGGCUUCGACCUGCAGUCAGAUGUGUACAGGAUGCUGCAGGACUACGAGGAGCCCGCCUCCGAGCCCAAACAGUCCGGUUCCUUCAAAUACCUCCAGGGUAUCCUAGAGGCCGAAGACGGAGGCAUGUCACCAACAGAGAGGAUGAGAAGCCUAAAAUCUCCAGUCCGCUCUCCAAUCCCCAAGCUGGGAAGCCCCAUCCCGCCCCCCAUGUCAGGACUUCAGAAGCUCCCCCAGUGCACACGCUGCUGUAACGGUAUUGUCGGGACCAUCGUCAAGGCCCGGGACAAGCUCUACCAUCCCGAGUGCUUCAUGUGUGACGACUGUGGGAUCAACCUCAAGCAGAGAGGCUACUUCUUUAUCGAGGACAAUUUGUACUGUGAGACUCACGCCAUGGCCCGCGUCCAGCCCCCAGAAGGCUACGAUGUUGUUGCAGUGUAUCCCAAUUCCAAGGUGGAGCUAGUGUGAGAUGGAGGGGAAGGUGAUACAGUUAUACUGUAUAACUGGGGAUUCAAACAAUGGUCGAUCGGGCUCUGUCAAGAUGGGCUGCUGAUCUGGGGUCAGUUUUACAUUGAUGCUAGUUUGUUAAUGAUCCAAGAUCAGCAUUUCCCCAGUGACAGACUCCAUUGACGCCAUGUAUAUUGAGCAGAUGGAAUAAGAAGGCUUUGUCUUGGUUCGACCAUUGCAACAGCUGACAUUGUUUUCUGUUUCCCAAUCUGAUGGCUCUCAUCUCGCAUCUCAGCUUAGCUUGCAAUGAAUAUCUGUUUCUGGGAAAAAGAAAAAAAAAAAACCAAAACAAACAAAACACUGAACGAAAUACAGUCAUGAGAAAGUAUGUACAUUUACACCACAAGUACAGUCCAGUCACAUUAAAACAAAGAAUCACAGUGCAUAGAAAGCUGAAUGCUGUUUGAAGUGACUGCUCCGGACCAUUUAUCACCAUCAACAUGUUUUAAUGCAGGCAUUGCUAUAACCUCAAGAUGCUAGUGUGUGUGCUCUGCAAACCUUUUAAGCCGGUUGGUGUGUUUGCUGUGAUUAACUCUGCAGAGAUUGUUCUAAAACUUUUGGGAUCUUUAUUUGGAUUCAUAAUAGCAGUUUGCAUCGUAGCACACAAAAUAUCACAUCAGGCAUAGCGACACAUUGUGGUUAAGGGUUGAAACGUGUAUUUUUAUUUAUGCUGUUGUCAUUAUUAUACAUGCAUUCCUGAUUUAAAUGUAUGCAGUUUACUUAUUCCGGAAUUUCCGUGUUUUAAAACUGGGCAGCAUCUCUGUUUGAUAGUCUACUCCUUUAUCAGUUUAUGAAGCAACAAGCAACAUUAAGCAGAUCUCUGACAGGUGUAACUAUGAAUGUCUGGAUUUCUUGUCAAUAUGCUUUGGUGACUGGGUGUAGCGAACUAUAACCUGUUUUCAAUGCCUCCGUAUGCAGCUAUGUAAGCACCACCUUCCAAAAUGUAAACAAAUCCCUGCAGGAGACAUCCUGGGAGCUUUGUGAGAGGCUCUAAACCUCGGUGAGAUUCAGCUUAAAGAAUCUCUCCCAGAUGUGAACGCAGCCACAACAAAACGAGGAAUGACGCUUUAAUGAUCAUUCACUUCGCUUAAUUUGGUGCAUGCAUGCAAUGGAGACAUUCUGAAGGAGAGGUCGUCCAUGUUGGUGUCUCUGGCUCAUGCACACGACUGAAAGAGGAAUCAUUCAUAAAACAAAAACAAGCACCCAGAGUUCACCGACGGUUUUUAUGACUGGAAACGGUCCAGGUCGACACCGCCGAGCUCUCCACCUCUCAAAACAGCCUUUAAAAUGUCUGUGUGCAUUUGACACACGGCCAUAGAAAACUGUUAGAAACUUGUAAACUGGGACUUCACAUGUGGGAGUAAUACUCACUGCGUUUCUUUUUUUUUUUUUUUUUUUUUUUUUUUUCGGACUUGCUGUGUUGUGACAUUGCAGUACUUCUCGGGAAAAGAUGGAGAUGUGGGAAGGUGUAUUCUCUCCCGAAAAUGAAUUCAGGUCCAUGGUCACCCGUGAGGUGAACGAGUUUCUUGACAACUUCCUGCGAGAUGAAUUGAGUUUGUAAUGACGUAGCUUGUUGUGAGUAGUGGAGUGAACCGGGUGAUUGGAGAAGAGUGGUAUUAUUUUCAGUUUUAGAAAUAUUACUAACAAGAUUCUUGAGAUUUGUUCUUUGACAUGAGAAUGACUUUUGUAGUCCUGUUGUCCAUUGAUUUUGCAGAUAUCGACGUGUAGCUGCUGGUAUUUGCCACCAUUAUCAGUUGUCUUGUAAAUUAUGUGAAAAUUCUGUUUCUGCCACCGUGUUUCUUUGGUUUUGUACAUAUUUGUUUCAGUGUAAUUGCUUUAACAUGCAGUUCAUAACAAGUCACUUGUGCCUUUGCCCUUUUUGUCUUUUAAUGGUCUUUUUUGUCACAAAUCCUUUUGUCUUGUAUUUAACUUAUUGUUCUACCAAACACAUUUUUUUUGUUCUGAAUCUUCUUAUUUGCUUUUUUUUUCAGGAUUCUAAAUAAAAUGAGAAGUGUAUUA